Molecule: messenger RNA, 345 nt
Organism: Penicillium digitatum Pd1
Lineage: Eukaryota; Fungi; Ascomycota; Eurotiomycetes; Eurotiales; Aspergillaceae
Source: RefSeq, a predicted model, not a curated record
AUGAUUCUAAGCAAUACGGCGCCAUCGGGAGAUUGCCAUCCAUCGAUUUUCGGUCAGCUCCAGACUCCUGUUUUUCUUGGCGAUGGCGCCGAAGAUCCUAAAGUCUCUGCCGGUCUUGGUGAGAAGAUGACUCGUGUUCUGUCAAAUGGUCUAGGAAUGGAUGUAACAUGGAAGGAAUAUCAGGGAUUAGGACAUUGGUACCGUGCUGAGGACGAGGUUGAAGAUAUCUUGAGCUUCCUUCGGGAUCGUGUCGGCCUACCAGUGACGCCAGGGUCAUACCUAGCAAAAGGGACGAAACAGGGCAAAAAAAAGCAUAAGUGCUUCUUUGAAAUAUUGCCCACCUGA